This is a messenger RNA of Aspergillus piperis CBS 112811, 1630 nucleotides long. Its product is annotated as metal homeostatis BSD2 family protein. Gene Ontology annotation, cellular component: perinuclear region of cytoplasm; Golgi apparatus; endoplasmic reticulum. Gene Ontology annotation, biological process: ubiquitin-dependent protein catabolic process; metal ion transport; positive regulation of protein ubiquitination. The coding region runs from base 192 to 1295 and encodes 367 amino acids. Lineage: Eukaryota; Fungi; Ascomycota; Eurotiomycetes; Eurotiales; Aspergillaceae. The transcript is spliced from 3 exons. The record is from RefSeq and is a predicted model, not a curated record.
CGUCAUCUCCAGCUGAUCGUCUCCUUCCCAUCUCCUUUGAAUCUCCCCCCUCAAAGUCCCAUCCACGUUCUUUGCGCCUCCUUUUGUUGUCCCUCUUCUAAUACCUACUUCCGACGCCGUUGAUUUCUUUUGUUUCGUCCCCACCGUCCUUUACUCCGCUCUUUCCCGGUUUCCCGCUCGCUCAGCUCGUCAUGAGCUCGCAGCGUUAUCAACGGGUCAACGCCCGUGAUGAAGACGAUGAUGAUACCCCCCAGUCACACUCUUCUAUCCCUCUCCGACCGACACCUUCCUCCCCGCCUCCCUCAUUCCACUCUCGUUCCUCCUCCCCAUCAUCCAGACGCCUCCUCCACGACGAUCCCCACAGAGACCAUGCAGACCAAACCCUGGCAGAUGCGUUCGGUGAUGGCAGCGAUUCCGAGUCCGAUGAAGAGCCCGACGAUCGUCAGCGCUUAAUGCGGGCUCAGCCGGAUUCCCGCCCGGUGGCGGACACCAGCAGCGCCGCUGCGGCUGCAUCUUCUUCUUCAAGCGGUUUAGAGCAACAGUCUGGCGAUUCGCGCAUCGGUGGAAGCCUUCCUCGACGGCAAACGAUUCUACCGUCUUUCAGUACCCCCAGUUCGGGGGCGAGUCGGGUGAUCAGUUCGUCGAACGAUGGUGUCUUUGCUAAUCUGGCGGCUAAGCCGGAGCGCGGGGAAAAGAAUGAGGAUUUGCCUCCGUCCUACGAGGAGGCCGCCGCAGAUGCUACACCGCCGUAUUGGGAGACGACAAUUCUCGCCCCAGGUAUCUCUUCGGACGAAGUGUUUGUGGAUGGAUUGCCGGUUGGAUCGAUUUUCUCGUUUGUCUGGAAUGCCAUGAUCUCCAUGUCGUUCCAGUUGGUUGGAUUCCUCUUGACCUACUUGCUUCACACAACGCACGCAGCCAAAAACGGUAGCCGGGCUGGUCUUGGCCUCACGCUGGUGCAGUAUGGUUUCUACAUGAAGGGUGGCAGUGAGUCGAAAGGAUCGGAUGAAGGAGGCGCCGAUUACGUGACACCCCCGGACCCGAACAGUCAUAACUUCGAUCCGAAUAAUGUCGAUGGUGGUGCGGGUGGUGAUGGCGGAGGCGGUGCCGUGUCCUCUAUCACCACGAGCGAAUGGAUUUCAUACGUCUUGAUGAUUGUCGGGUGGUUCAUUCUGAUUCGAGCUAUCAGUGAUUUCCUGCGGGCACGCCGUCACGAGCAGCUGGUGUUACAGAGUCCUGAGCGUGGGCUUAGCGUUCCUGUCAUUGCAGAGGGCGAGCGAUCGGAGACGGUUGUUUAGGGAAUAUGGGAAUUUUGGUCUGGUCUGGGUACAGUUUCACUUGGGAGCAUUCGGAGUUCAUUUUCCUUCCUUUGCACGGUUUAGUUAUUGUUAUAAUCGGCCCUACGAUCCAGUUGUAGGAUGGAUGGGAGCCUGCAGAGCAUUGGUAGCCUAUCGUUGACCGGGUUCAUCUUUUCGUUAUUUCCUUUUCUUUUUCUUUUUCGCCUACCAUUUACACAUCAUGGUCGGUUCCAGCUAUUGCACGAGUUACCGGGCCUGUAGUCUAGAAUACCUUGUUAUCUUGUUUGCGAGAUACCUUUGGCAAGUGAAUCCAAGUGGAAACAAUUCGACUUUAA